AUGGCACAUUUCAAGUUUGCCAAAGACAUUGAUGAACUUGUGAAGAUGGAUGGCCCUCUACAAACUGGGCCUAUGAUGAGAUGGCAAAGAAAAGCUCAAGAAACACUUGUCAGGGUUCAUAGAGAGGAUGAAGGCGUGUCAUCACCUCUAAAGUCCAGAAACAAAACUCCAAUGAAAACUGUUCCUUCUACAACUCCUGGGAAUGGAACUAAGACGCCAAAAACUCCCGGAACCAAGGUUAUAGAAAGUCAAACAAACUGUCCCAAUGGAGUUCGGAGCAGCAAGAAAACCAAGACUCCUGGCAACAAAACACCGGGUCGCCAGCCAGACAGGUUCAUUCCAAGCCGUUCCACAACAGACUUGGAGUUUGGCCAUUACGCAGUGAUGAAGCGAGGAGAGGAAGGCAAUCCAGUCAGUGAUGAAACUAAUUCUAAUGUGGAAUAUCAAGAAAAAUUAAAAGAUGCUUUGGAUGUCAAAGAGUGCAAGAUUCUCAGCUUUCGAACACAAGCUCCUGCAGCAAACAGAUCUGAUAUUAACAAUUUACAAGUGCUGUACAGUUGCAGCAAAUCAUCAGUCAAGCAGUCUUCUAGUUCACGAUAUAUUCCAAAAGAACCAGAAAGAGUUCUUGAUGCUCCAGACUUGUUAGAUGAUUACUACCUGAAUCUUUUGGAUUGGUCUCCAACCAACGUCCUGACUGUGGCAUUGGGCACUGCUGUGUUUCUCUGGAAUGCAGACAAUGGUACAAUAAUGCAGCUGAUGGAGUUGUCCACUCCUAAUGAGUAUAUCUCAUCUGUUGCCUGGGUGCAGGAGGGAGCGGCCGUAGCAGUGGGCCUCAGUAAUGGAGUGGUCCAACUGAUUCGCUCUAUGACAGGACAUGCAACACGUGUGGGUAGCCUAUCAUGGAACAGCUAUGUCCUCUCAAGUGGGUCGCGCACAGGUGCAAUACAUCAUCAUGAUGUUCGAAUAGCACAGCACCAGAUUGCUACUUUAGAACAUCACACUCAAGAAGUAUGUGGGUUGCGCUGGUCCCCAGAUGGACGCCAUCUGGCCAGCGGUGGCAAUGACAAUCUGGUCAACAUCUGGAGCAAUCAGUUUGGUUCAAAUGCUGGAAGUACGCCUCUGUACACCUUCACUGAUCAUCAAGCUGCGGUCAAGGCUAUGGCGUGGUGUCCUUGGCAACCAUACCUUCUUGCAACAGGUGGUGGAACUGCAGAUAGGCACAUUCGUCUGUGGAAUGUUCAGUCAGGAACAUCUGUGGGAGCUUAUGAUACAGAGUCUCAGGUAUGCUCAGUGCUGUGGUCACAAGAACACAAAGAGUUGAUUUCUGGGCACGGGUACGCUCUAAACCACCUGCGCAUUUGGAAGUACCCAGCCAUGACCAAAGUUGUAGAUCUUGUUGGUCAUUCUUCCCGUAUCUUGUGUAUGACAAUGUCACCUGACGGGACAACUGUGGCCAGUGCAGCGGCAGACGAGACCAUUCGGCUGUGGAAAUGUUUCGCUGUAGAAAAACAAACUGGCAAAUCUCAGGCAAAGUCAGAGAAGAAACUCACUUCAGGACUCAACAUGUGUAUCAGAUAG
This is a messenger RNA of Candidula unifasciata, 1578 nucleotides long. Lineage: Eukaryota; Metazoa; Mollusca; Gastropoda; Stylommatophora; Geomitridae. The record is from the annotation of a GenBank genome assembly.